Torulaspora globosa is the source of this 1257-nucleotide messenger RNA. RefSeq names its product argininosuccinate synthase (gene ARG1). The record is from RefSeq and is a predicted model, not a curated record. Gene Ontology annotation, cellular component: cytoplasm. The transcript has a single exon. NCBI's taxonomy places the organism in Eukaryota, Fungi, Ascomycota, Saccharomycetes, Saccharomycetales, Saccharomycetaceae. Gene Ontology annotation, biological process: urea cycle; L-arginine biosynthetic process. Gene Ontology annotation, molecular function: argininosuccinate synthase activity; ATP binding. The coding region runs from base 1 to 1257 and encodes 418 amino acids.
AUGUCGAAGGGCAAAGUUUGUUUGGCUUAUUCUGGUGGUCUAGACACGUCUAUUAUCCUGGCCUGGUUGUUGGAGCAGGGCUACGAGGUGGUUGCGUUCAUGGCGAACGUGGGCCAGGAGGAGGACUUCGACGCGGCCCGCGAGAAGGCUCUGAAGAUCGGCGCCACCAAGUACGUUCUUGUCGACUGCCGCGAGGACUUUGUCAAAGAUAUCCUGUUCCCGGCCGUGCAGGUAAACGCCGCGUACGAGGAUAUCUAUCUGCUGGGCACGUCUCUGGCCCGGCCCGUAAUCGCCAAGGCGCAGAUCGACGUGGCGAAGCAGGAGGGCUGCUUCGCCGUGUCGCACGGCUGCACCGGCAAGGGCAACGACCAGAUCCGGUUCGAGCUGGGAUUCUACGCGCUGAAGCCUGACGUCAAGGUGAUCGCGCCCUGGAGACUGCCCGAGUUCUUCGAGAGAUUCGCCGGGAGAAAGGAUCUGCUCGACUAUGCCGCGGAGAAAGGGAUCCCCGUGGCGCAGACCAAGGCCAAGCCGUGGUCCACGGACGAGAACCAGGCGCACAUCUCGUACGAGGCGGGCAUCCUCGAGGACCCAGACACGACGCCUCCAAAGGACAUGUGGAAACUGAUUGUGGAUCCGCAGGACGCGCCCGAGACGCCGCAGGACUUGGCGAUCGAGUUCCAGCGCGGUCUGCCCGUCAAAGUGAGCUACCAGCGCGACGGCCAGCAGGUCGUGGUCACCGAGCCUCUGGAGAUCUUCGCGCACGUGUCGAGCCUGGCAAGAGCUAACGGUGUCGGCAGAAUCGACAUCGUCGAGGACCGCUACAUCAAUCUGAAGUCGAGAGGCUGCUACGAGCAGGCUCCACUGACCGUGUUGAGAAGAGCUCACGUGGAUUUGGAGGGUCUGACGUUGGACAAGGAAGUGCGCGCGUUGAGAGACCAAUUCGUGACGCCAGCGUACUCCAGACUGCUGUACAACGGAUCGUACUUCACGCCAGAGUGCGAGUACGUGAGAUCGAUGAUCCAGCCUUCGCAGGAGUCCGUGAACGGUGUUGUCAGAUUGAGACUGUACAAGGGUAAUGUGAUCGUGUUGGGCAGAUCAUCUGCUACGGAAAACUUGUACGAUCCAACCGAGUCCUCGAUGGACGAGUUGACCGGCUUCUCGCCAGUAGACACCAGUGGUUUCAUCGCGAUCCAGGCCAUCAGAGUCAAGAAGUACGGCGAAGCCAAGAAGGCAAAGGGCCAAGAGAUCACUCUUUAG